This is a messenger RNA of Morone saxatilis (striped sea-bass), 1879 nucleotides long. It is a transcript of the gene htr1fa, whose product is annotated as 5-hydroxytryptamine (serotonin) receptor 1Fa. The coding region runs from base 1 to 1197 and encodes 398 amino acids. Gene Ontology annotation, cellular component: plasma membrane. Gene Ontology annotation, biological process: adenylate cyclase-activating adrenergic receptor signaling pathway. The record is from RefSeq and is a predicted model, not a curated record. The transcript has a single exon. Lineage: Eukaryota; Metazoa; Chordata; Actinopteri; Moronidae. Gene Ontology annotation, molecular function: G protein-coupled serotonin receptor activity.
AUGGAUUUCCCCAAUUGCACUGAAGGGGUGUUUGCCACAAACAGCAGUGGUAACGACUCCCUGGAGACCACUAAACUCCCUCCCAGCAAGGUCCUGCUCACGGUGACCCUCUCUGUAGUGGCUAUCCUGACUACAUUCUUCAACUGCCUGGUGAUCACAGCUAUUGCAGUCACCCGCAAGUUGCAUCACCCAGCCAACUACCUCAUUUGCUCCUUAGCAGUGACCGACCUGCUGGUGGCUGUGCUGGUCAUGCCCUUCAGUAUCAUGUACAUCCAAAAAGAGACCUGGGUUAUGGGCCAAGUGGUGUGUACCAUCUGGUUAAGUGUGGAUAUCACUUGUUGCACAUGCUCCAUCCUACAUCUUGCUGCAAUCGCCAUCGACCGUUACAGGGCCAUUACUGACGCAGUGGAGUACUCUCGCAAACGCACGGGGGCCAGGGCUGGAGCGAUGGUGGCUGUGGUGUGGCUCUUGUCCAUCCUCAUCUCACUUCCUCCUCUACUAUGGCGGCACUAUAGUGAGGAUGCAGAGCAGGAAGACCAAUGCAUCAUCAUCCACCAUCACAUGGCCUUCACCUUGUACUCCACCCUCGGAGCGUUUUACAUCCCCUUGCUUCUCAUCCUCAUCCUCUAUUACAAAAUCUACCGGGCUGCUCAAACCCUCUAUAUGCGCAGGGAAGCCAGCCGGGCUAGCCGCCACUCAUGUAUGACCAAUGGGAGCAUGAUUCCGUCAUCCUACCCUGCUGGAGAUGACGUCGGCGACGGGGGACCUCGAAGUCCAGAGCCCAUAAGCCCACCAGAAAAGUCGUUCUCUGAACCCUCAACGGAGGAACCUCCACGUGAACGUGUGCGCGCAUCAGUAAAGGCUUUCAAGUGCAAGUCACGCCGGCAUGAGUCACAUAGUGAGUCACGUCGGAGCCAGUUUUACCAAGGGCCACGGAUCUCAGGCUCGAGGGAGCGCAAAGCAGCAUCCACGUUGGGGUUGAUAAUAGGGGCCUUUGUCAUCUGUUGGUUGCCAUUUUUCGUCAAGGAGGUGAUCGUCAACACGUGCAGUUCGUGCAGUACUUCAAUGGAGAUGGCUGAUUUUCUUACAUGGUUAGGCUACCUCAACUCACUGAUAAACCCCCUAAUCUACACCAUCUUUAAUGAAGACUUCAAAAAAGCUUUCCAAAGACUUGUUAGGUGCAGUCAUUACCUCUGAUGGUUACAAUUAUGCAUGAUCAUACCUAUACACCGCCACACAUAUGUGUACUGUAACCGGGAGGGGACAAACUAAAGGCUGGAGGUCAGAGAAUUCUGACUAAAUGCUGACUUCAGAGUGCCUGAAAGAUAAUAAUCUCAAAGAGGAAAAGGACUGGCACCCACACUCCACAAGGCACUCCAACAGCCUAAAUUGCAUCAGCUCAGCAAUGAGCUUUGCAGCAAAGUUCCACAUUGAAAUCCAAGUCCUGCUACUAAUAGAGCGGCCUGAGAGUUCCUUGAUGUUAAUUGGUGUGUUUGAAAGGACAAUGACAUGGUUGGUUUUUAGAAAAUGGGCAAUCUCUGACCUUUUUAAGGUCUGGGUUCAGAGCAUUAGUGAUCAGCCCCAUUUAAAGGUCUUGAAAUAGCUAACCAUUAUGUCUGUUCCAGCUAAUGACCUCCCUUCUAUCUAGUCCAAGCUGCUGGCUGAAAUACAAAACAUAUGUAAAAUACCAUAGCAGACCAAGUUGUGACUUUCUGUGGCCAUGACAUAACAUCACAUCUGAUUGUUGACAGAAAUAUUUACCGGAGGUAGAAUGUAUUCAGCCACACAAAACAUUCCAAGAAAUAUAAAAUAAUAUGAGGUAUUGUCAGGUAAUGGCAAUGAUAUUGGCUUAAUUCAUUUGACAAUGCAAAGAGUAACA